CAGCAGCAGCACGCUGCUAUCCAUCUUCUAACUAUCAUUUCAGUCGUGUUUCGAUCGCGUGAGGCGGAUGUUUGCCCUAUCAAAGCGUUAGCAGAACGUUUUCUCUAUUGUGUGUUCGUUCAGAGUGUGUUAUCUGUGAGCAUUCUACUUAGGUACUAUUUUAACUUACCAAUCCAGCCGGUUUUCGGGUGGAGCAGCGAUGUUUUUAUGCACUGAUCACGCCUUGAUCGCAGUCGUGUUCGUUGGUGGACGAUAAAGAGAUAGUUAGCGGGUCAAAAGAAACAGAGAGAAAAAAAAAGUAUAACAGACAUCGCAGACAGUGCGCCAGUGCGUGGUAUUGUGCAACCCGAGGCAAUAGCAAGUGUCGUUGUUCAACGUGGGAAAGACUUACCUUGGCGUGUCUGACACCGGACGACAUCGAGCGGGGAAUAUCUUUGGUCUCGAUUGUAAAGGCCUUACUCGCGGAGAAUGGAAGAAAAGAAAGUGUGUGUGCAUAAGUUAAACGGAAAGUUGAAUAAAACCAAACAGUGAUAACAAGUGAUUGUUUUGUGCAGCGGCGAUCCCGGUGGUAACGGAAGAGUGCAUAAUACUUGUUGGGUGUGUGUAUGUCGUCUCUGAUAGUGUCACAAUCACUGCAAUUGGAUGUGAUUUCUUUCUCGGUCUCGAUGAGUUGAAUGAAUUCCGUCAGCGCUGUUUGAACCGCUACUCAGUGCAGAAAUUAUUACAUUUCGCCCCUCAGAGCAACGGUUGUGUCAAACGUGCCAAGUGAGGAAUAACAACAAAGCUCGCCAAACGUGCUAAUUGUACUAGUUCAGCUAUUGUUUUGUGUGUACACAUUAAAAUUUAUUGGGAAAAUAAAUCAAACUCACGACUGGCUCUCGGUGUGUGAAUGUUUAUUGAGAAGAGGAAUCGAAGAAAAUCGCCUAAGGCGGGCUUCCAAAAGUGUAUUUCGAAAUUGGAUUGAAAUCGGUGUGCGGUUUUGUGACCUAUAUUGUGUGACGAGCGCGAAGAAACAGUCGCCCAUUCCGCUGCGCGUUCGAAGAGAAGUGACCACACGCGUACCCACCUGCCGAAGGAGCAGCGAAGCCAAAACCAAAAUAAAUUUUAAAAUUCAAAACAAAAAAAAAGUGGUCAUUUGUGCCGGAGGAAUAAUAAUAAUCGACAGCGGCAGCAACAAUGCGCGGCCUCAGAUAAAAGGCGGUGAAAAGCGUAGGAUCUUUGGGCCGGUCUCGCGGCGAUUAGCUCUGAAAAAAGGCGGCCGAUCUUAUUUCCAGGAAGUGCGCCGUACCUUCUUCCACGGUAGAGGGAGCAGCUCGAGAACUGCCGCAUCACCCUUAAGUUAUCUUCCUGAGACCAUCAGCGGCGCAGUAGUUCGACGGUGGUUCUAAGGAUCGGAUCGGAUCGGAUCGAAGUUGCUUCAGGUUCGCGUGAUCAACGGAGGCGCGCGCCCUACGCGAGUCGUUCCUAGCCACAGACGACGAAGGCCGUGAGAGUUUACCCCGGACAAAUUUGGUAAAAGUCUCGUGUUCGAUUCGAUUGAAAGCAAAGGUUGACUGGUGGACAGUAGAAGGAAGGCUUUAUUGUGCCGCGGUCACUUUCGAUUUUGCCCCAUGCAAUGACGACAGAAGGGUAGGUUCCCCUUCCCGAUCGUGACAGUGAAAGAGAAAGAAAUUGAUCGUGGGACUUGACGGUGUAUUUUGAUCAAUGCGAAAUAGAGAGUGAAACGCUACCAAACAGGCCCAGGUAUCCGUGAAAGAAAGGAAAAGUGUUUCGCCUAACCUUGAAAACGAUAUCUGCUGACCCGGCAGCUAGCUUGCAAAAUAGGAUGCUGUACUGCUGAAAGAAAGGGCACGAGUCUUCUGCCCAAAACGGGAUGAAAAGAAACUCGCCAUCCCCAGUGAGAACAAGUUGAGGUUAAGAAAAAAGAGAAACACGAUAGUUGAAGGAGCAAAAGUGACAAGAUCAUUAAGAAAUCCGUGUUAAGCCAUUAAGUUAUUGUAACUAAGGAAAGGCCCACGGAGCCGCGCACCCUUUCGUUGUCUGAUUGAUCGGCUCUGCCCAAACCGGGCUCACGUGGCUUUCGGAUCGAUAAAUACGUGUGAUUAGUGUGCGUUCGUGAUUGUGCUGUGCGGCUAUUGAAUAAAGUGGAAGAUUUACAUUCGAUUUUCAAGCGUUCAGGAAACGAAUUCAUCACCGCUGUUGAGAACCGAACGAGGGCCAUCCGGCAGCGAUUCCAGCCACCAUCAGCGUGGCUUCCGACUCCGCUGAACAACCGGAACAAACAAAGUGAUUUUUCACCUUCUGCGAUAAUAUUAUUUGAUGGUAAUGUGAGAACGUUAGAGCGCAAUGCUUUGAAAACCUUGUCAUCAGGUUUACUCCUGGCAGUAAACAAAUAGAUUGCCCAAUGAAAACACAGUGAAUCUCCACCGAUACAUCAAAGCAAUGAAAAAGAGAGCUAAACUUACAAUGUCCUCGCUGGCGUUGACUGUACUGUGCUGCUACUCGUGUCUGCUGGCACUGGCGAGCGGUUUGCCGAUAACAUCCAAACCACUGGACAACAGCCCGGACCAUCUGACCUGGCAGGCGGCCUGGCUGUCCGGAGAUUCUACCGCAAUGCGAGGAAAAACGAAGAAAAUAACCAAAUCGAUCUUCAUCGCGCCGCAACUGAAUGGCUUUAAUGGUUCCCUCUGUCCGCCGGACAUGAAAAUCGACUACAACGGCAAGUGCAUCGAGGUGCUCAACAUUAACCAAGACCAAAUUCUAGUAACCAAGUUGCAGGCUGUUCUUAGUAACGCAGGAGGUGUGCCAAGCACCGGAGGGGAAGAGGAAUACGAUUAUGACAUGCCCGGUCCAUUGCAAGUGAAUCUACCAUUGGACGUAGAUAUACCCUUUGAGCAGUCACCUCUGCAAGCUAGACCGAUAGAUAAUUAUUAUGAUUCAACCGACCUAGAUAAGCACAGUAUAAAACAAACUACUGCUGAUACUGUUGCGACUCAGGAACAAAAAACGACAUUUCUCGGCACUCCAAGCCGUCCCUCUCACGAUCAAUCAACUGCCGAAACCCAUACCGAUAUUUCGUUUCUUACCUUCGAAAGUUUACCCAAUGGGACACUCUCAACGCAACUCGAAAUGGACGGAAACAAUGGCACCGUGGUUCAACAAAUUGUUCUUACUUCCACGGCUGCUACUCCGACUACCACUGAGGUGGAUGGAUUUGAUGCAGAAUCUUCUGUCGCUUCUAUCACAAGCACUGUGGCAAGCUUUGAUGCUACCUCCACUGUUUUGAGUAACUCUACAGAAGAAUCUAGUACCUCUACUACUGAGGUAGCAUCAACCACUGAAAGCGUUACAUCCAUGACCACCAUUCUUAGUACCACAACUGAAAAGCAGCCUAAUGAUAGGUCCCACGGAACCACCACUGAACAACCCAGCAAGUUUACUGUUGAUGAUGAUUUCGAUGGAUUGAAGUCAGAGCUCGCAGAAGAAUCCCUUAUUUUGGAAUCCAGUAGCUUCAUUUCAACAGAUUUGCCCUCCACUAUGGCUGAUGAUAUCGAAACUGAAAGUGAAUCGUCUGACAAGAAAGCUUGGUCGAUGACUACAACUAAACCACCCACAGAGAGUACAUCUAAGACGGAUUCAUCUACCAUGAAAGUGUUGAUCCAUACAAUUCCCCCCACAGCGGCACGAACUCCUUAUUCGCCCAAACCGGUGCAAGUAGUCACUCCAGUCCGGAACAAGUGGUACAGUUCAUCCGCAGCAACACCACUUCCGUUCAUUGUGGCUAGCUACACCCAACAGGAGCGCACAACUCGCGCAACACCGGAAACAACCACUCCAAUACAUGAUCGCAGCACGGAAACUCCACUGCUGGUUAUAGUAAACGAUACGGAAGCGGAUAAGAAAAAUCGCGAUACCAUCCACCGCCAAGAAGUGAAGGAAAAACUUCGCGAAACCAUGGACACCAACAAUCGGUUCGUUUACCACCAUCUUCCGGCGCCAGUUCAACCCUCGACAGAAUCUUCGACGACACCCGAUCGAAGCUACAGUGAUCAGUUGCGAAAGAUCAACGAGAUUGUCGCCGAAAACAGACAACGUCACCAGCAAAAUUCCCGAAUUCGCUUCCCCAACAACCGCGAUGAUGAUCAGCACUCUGCCGCUACUAACAACAACGUUGUACGCUUUCCGGGUUCCGUUGCCAGUCGAGUUACACCACAACACGUCAAUCGUCUACCGGACAUUUUUCCAAAGAAAUCAACCGACAGCACAACACAGCGACCACCAUUCUGGUGGCUACCGUCCGGUUGGGAAGUGGAUCAAACUGGACAGAAGCCUAUGUUACUUCGGUUCUGGUCCCGCAUGCCGCUAGUACGCGAUCAGUCCAUAACUACCAGUAGCAGCAGCAGCAGCAGCGGUCGGAGCUCUAGCAAUCGCUGGAGACCGUCAACCUCCGACAACACUUCACCAUCGUCAGUGGCUCCGAGAGGUAACUCGAGAAGUCCCAGCGAAAACUUCUACAAAGAGGUAUCCUCCCAGGACGUUUACAAGGUGCUGAACAUGCGCCAAAUGAAGCACAAGAGAUAAAGCCAUUAAUCUCUUCUCUUCUGUGGUAGUUUCCCGUCAGCUUUAAGUAUUAUUUAAUUGGAGCACAAUUGUGUAUAGACAAAGCGUAGUGGUACAACGAUUACUCAUUUAAGGAUCCCCACCAGCCUUCGAGCUGGUGCACGCGCGCACAAGGCGAAAUGUGAGAAGCACUAAACUAACCAUAGCAGCACUUCUGUCAAGCAGUUUUCGUUUAUGUCAUGACAAUUUGUGUAGUAACUGUGAUAUUUUGCCACUCUUUGCAAGCCUCUCUCGCAAACAAGUAUUUUUAGCACUUGAAAAUACCUGCUUUUACAAAAGAGAACCACGCUGCUUUCCAAUGCCAACCCAAAACGGGGAUCUUAUUUUAUCACUCGAUGGAUAAAAUGUGCAAAUCAACCAUCAUUAUUCUACUAUCAAGCUUUCUCACAUUUCAGCACAUCGAAAUUAGCGUUCAUAUUGUGGUAAUGACAUCUUGUACUGUUUAAUCUUUUGUUUUGUAAUUAUUGUAUUUCAUUCUAUUGUACAUAUCUUAGAUCUGUUCCCUGCAGUUUAGUUGUGUUGUAAAAUCUUGCCAAUAAAAAGUUUUAUCCCUUCAAUUGUUACGGUAAGUUUUACCGCACAAUGUCAAACUCAUCCUAAUCUGCCAAUCUUAUUUAUAUGUUUGGAAUCCAUUGGUAUAUGGCAAGAAAACCAAUUCGAAAUUUGUGUGGAAGAAAACCUUACCUAUAUGUAUGUGCCAAAAUAAUAAAUCUGUAUUUUGUACUGGCGCAAGUAGAAAAAGAAAAAAAAACAUUACUGUAGUUUACUAAUUUGCGUGUAUUGCAUGUUUUUAUCAUAUAAAAAUAGUGCAAAAACUAUUUUACACUCUCUAAUAGUACUACUUGACAAGCUACAUAAUAUCUGUAAAUAUACUGAGACAUAAAAAAAAAAACAAACAAAAAUUCUGUAGCAACGUUUAUUGAUCCUAACUAAUAUUCGCCAGAAAUAUAAAUGUUUAGUGUGUACAUUGUCAAUCAAAAAAACAAAGCAAAUAUUUAAUUUAACUCUUAGCUGCUAGCGCGAUAAUCCAAUGUCUAUCUGCACAAAUGUAUGUAGGCCAGAUAAAUGGCCGAUGAAAACAGUAAAUUUGAGCAACUGAAAAACAAUGUCGAAACACUGUUCGAAAACGAAUUAUUGCCAAAAGUUUUAUCCUGUAUAAUAAAUUAAACACACAUAUGUGGGUAGUAGUAUGUAGAAAAUUCAACCCCUUCCCCCUGCGAAAUGCAGAUCAAAAUCCCGAAAAUUUUACCACGAAAAAGAAACCUUCAGUAAAAUACACUGACGAUCGGUAGCUGCUCGUUUUCUGCGUUGAUCGGAGAUCAUUUGAAAGAUAAA
Messenger RNA from Wyeomyia smithii (pitcher-plant mosquito), 5955 nucleotides. RefSeq names its product mucin-2-like. The record is from RefSeq and is a predicted model, not a curated record. The transcript is spliced from 5 exons. The coding region runs from base 2443 to 4581 and encodes 712 amino acids. NCBI's taxonomy places the organism in Eukaryota, Metazoa, Arthropoda, Insecta, Diptera, Culicidae.